UACGCUAAACCUCCUUUGUUUUGUUUUGUUUUCUUUCCUUUCCCCCGCUUCCCCUUAUUCUAUUGGUGUUUCUCUCUCUGUUUGUCUCUCUGACCUUCAAAGUCCCCCAUUACUAUAAAGAAACCUCCCUUUUCCCUUCUCUCUCUCUCUCUCCUCAAACCUCAAACACUCUUCUUCUUCUUCUCUUCCUUUUUCCCUCCUUUUUCUUUCUUUCUCUUCCUUCUUUCAGAUUAUAUAUAAGUACUCAACAUGUGUUUCUAGGAACUUGCACCUUCAAACAAAACAAACUAACUUCUCUCUUUCUUGUACUCUUUACUGUACAUAUAGAAGAGAAAGUUUAGAGUCAUUUUUUUUUGAAAAAAAAAGAGAGUUUUUGUGAAUUUAGAGGUGUCAUUUUUUGGGGAGACAAACAAGAAAAAAGAAAAGAAGAAAGAAUGGAGAGAAUGAAUUUUGUGAAAGAUGGAGUUUUAAGGUUGCCACCUGGUUUCCGUUUUCACCCAACAGAUGAAGAAUUGGUUGUGCAAUAUUUGAAACGCAAAGUUUUUGCUUGCCCUUUACCUGCUUCUAUCAUCCCUGAAGUUGAUGUUUGCAAGUCUGAUCCUUGGGACUUACCUGGUAAUGGAGAUAAAGGACAAGAGAGGUAUUUUUUCAGCACAAGAGAAGCAAAGUACCCAAAUGGAAACAGAUCAAACAGAGCAACAGUGUCAGGGUACUGGAAAGCCACAGGCAAAGAUAAGGCAGUGGUAACUGGUGGUCGGAGUAACAACAAUUCAUCAUUUAUAGUUGGGAUGAAAAAAACACUUGUUUUUUACAGGGGAAAACCUCCACAUGGGUCUAGAACUGAUUGGAUUAUGCAUGAAUAUCGACUGAUUGAUACUAAUCAAACUCAAAUUACCCCACAAACACUGAAUUCUCCAUUCAAAAAGACCUUGUUACAGAAAACAGGGGAAGCAACAGGUGAUUGGGUGUUAUGCAGAAUUUUCCUCAAGAAAAGAAACAAUGCAGCUACAAAGAAUGAUCAUGAAGCUGAAGAAGGGAUUGUUUGUGAAGAAGAGGAUAAUAAUAAUAAUAAUAAUAAGGUUGAUCACAAAAGACUUGGAAAGCCAGUUUUCUAUGAUUUCCUAGCAAGAAACAGUGGAGGAGUUGGAGCAACAGAUUUGAACCUUCCUGCUCCGUGUUCCUCUUCUUCAGGAUCAAGUGCCGUCACGGAUGUAGACGGCACCAAUAACAACCACCACCACAACCACAACAACAACGUCGAUACCAACGAAGAAUCGUCGGAAGAACGAGACGAAAGCAGCAGUAGCAGCUGCAAUAGUUUCACAUACCUUAGGAAAAAACCUUAACCCUUCAACUAGAAUUUUUAUUUAUUAUGAUUAGUACUAGUAAAAUAACCAAUCUUGAGUUUUUAAAAUUUUAUGUGUUAACUGAGUUUUAGUGUCUUUUUUUUACUGUCCAACAAAGGGAACCCAUACAAGAGAGAAUUUAAUGGUUCUAAGCAAUGGAUAUUUGUGGUAAUUGGCAAAUUUCACAAGUAUUGGACUGUAAGAAACGGUUUAAUCUGUACUUCUAAAUCUUUAAAGAUGUACCAAUGUCAAUGGAAAUCUAUUUCUUGCAA
This is a messenger RNA of Beta vulgaris subsp. vulgaris (sugar beet), 1618 nucleotides long. RefSeq names its product NAC domain-containing protein 83. The transcript is spliced from 3 exons. Gene Ontology annotation, molecular function: DNA binding. Gene Ontology annotation, biological process: regulation of DNA-templated transcription. The coding region runs from base 435 to 1346 and encodes 303 amino acids. The record is from RefSeq and is a predicted model, not a curated record. Lineage: Eukaryota; Viridiplantae; Streptophyta; Magnoliopsida; Caryophyllales; Amaranthaceae.